Messenger RNA from Daktulosphaira vitifoliae (grape phylloxera), 1344 nucleotides. RefSeq lists its product as uncharacterized. The record is from RefSeq and is a predicted model, not a curated record. Bases 93 to 728 code for a protein of 211 amino acids. The transcript has 7 exons. Lineage: Eukaryota; Metazoa; Arthropoda; Insecta; Hemiptera; Phylloxeridae.
AACAACUUACGUAGAAAUUAUUCAGUUAAAAUUUAAACAUUUAAAUAAUUAUUUUUUAAAUUGUUAUUUUCUUAAAUAGAAAAAUCAUUGUAAUGCAUUUAAAAACUAUACUAAUCUUUUGUUCAGUUGGUUUUUUUACCGACACAAUGGGCGAAGGACUUAAUGCACUCCAAAUACAAUGUGUUCAAGUAUUGAUGAAAAAUCAUAAUAUUCCUGCAACAAUAACUAAAUUUUUUGAUUUUUUUCGUCCUACGGUUGGGAAUAGCGAAUAUGUAUCUGGAGAACUUCCUAAUAUGUAUGAUGAUCCUAACGUAGGAAUUUUUGAGAUUCUGAAAAUGUUGGGUGCAAAAGUCAAGCGGUGUGAUGCCAGACCUAUAGAAAAACUGAAAAAAGACGAAGUUGAAGAUAUCGCAAAUAAAUUCGAUACAAUUGACAAAUACCAAAAUCGUCUUAUAAAUAAUGAAGAAUACAUAAGAUUGAUUGAUUUAUAUAGAAACUAUAUUAAUAACGUAGAAAUGAUAAAUGAAUGGAAAAGGCACAUUGAUGAAGACAACAAUGAGUCAUACGAUUUAGGUGAUGUAAUGCUAGAAUUAUUACGGUACAGGGCACAAUUAAAAAACACAGUUUUUGGUAAAGAAGAAGAUUUGGAAAAAAUCAAAAAUGUAGUUCUUUAUCUCUCAAAUAACGUGUCUCAUUAUGACAUAAGUGAAUAUUAUUCCUUGUAUUAGAUGAAUAAAAAAUACGUAAAAGUAUUAUUUGUUUAAAUUUUCAAAAAUACUCAUAGUUUUUUUAGCUUUCACUUAAAAUUAUAUAAAUUUGUAAUUUUUGAAGUCCAAUCAUGUAUUUUAUUUCAUUAUUAUUUUUAUUGCAGCAAUGUGAUUUAUAUCUCAUUUUUAUUUUAUUGUAGACACUGUGCUAUUUUUGUUUAACUUGCUCCAUACCUUUCUAAUAUUAUUCUAGACUUAAUAAUAUACUGUUAUAUAUAUUUUUUAGUAAAUGUUUAAAAUAAACCACCAACGUUGUUAUAUAAGUGUGUGCGUUAAAUGUUAUAAGUUCAUUUUGAUGUCUAUUUUUUGCAUAUUAUUAUGAAUAUUUAAAAAACACGAUUAUAAAAAAGUUCCAUCAUUAUAUUGUUCUAAAAACAGCGUUUAGAAGGAAAAUUAAGUAUAAAUAAAAUAAAUAAAUCUACUCAAAAGUUAGUAGUUUAGUUUGGACUUAUUAUAUUUUAUCAAAUUUGAACUUGAAGAAAUAUUUUUACUAUUUGAUGUCUUGCUUAAUGUAAUUUACAAUUCAUAUGUCAAAAUUUAAUUUAAAAUGUGUAAAAUAAAAUUCUAAAAAACUCUA